This is a messenger RNA of Cladophialophora carrionii CBS 160.54, 1119 nucleotides long. RefSeq lists its product as uncharacterized. The record is from RefSeq and is a predicted model, not a curated record. The transcript has 3 exons. Bases 1 to 1119 code for a protein of 372 amino acids. Gene Ontology annotation, molecular function: arylformamidase activity. NCBI's taxonomy places the organism in Eukaryota, Fungi, Ascomycota, Eurotiomycetes, Chaetothyriales, Herpotrichiellaceae.
AUGCCUGCACAAAAGGCCCCAGUCUCUCCCUCGAAAUCUGAUCCCCACAUCACACUCAAUGGCCAUCAUAAUCACGACGACUCAAAUGGCGAGCCAUGCAUCUUAGAACUCCCGGACGGCAAAAAGGUCAAAGUUCCCUCUUAUGCCAAUCUUCCAGCAGUCCCUGGCCUUCCCGCUGGCUGUACCUGGGGUUUGUGGGACAAUCUCUUAGGUCUUGAUGCGCCCGACGAACUAGGCACCCUCAAUCUCUUGACCCCCGGGACCGUUCUAGCCGCGAGGCAGGAGAUCCAGCAUGGAAUCAGCGUGGCGAUCAACUGGUCGUUGGAUAAUUGUCAGACGCCGCAUUCGAACAGAAGACCGCCCAGCCACAAAAUCAUGUCCUUGCGGGCGGCGCAGGGGGACGACUGUCCUUGGAUAGGUCAUGAUGAUGAGGUGUAUAUGAAUACGCAGAGUGGGAGUCAGUGGGAUGGGUUACGACACUGGGCGCAUCAGGCGACCGGGUUGUUUUACAACGGCGUAAAGGCCGAGGAAAUCACCGGUCCGAAUGCCAAAGUCCGCAAUGGUAUUGAUCAAUGGUCAAAGAAAGGGGGAGUCGUCGGCCGAGGCGUACUCCUCGAUUACCUCUCUUGGGCACAAGAACAAGGCAUCUCAUACUCGCCCAUUGAGCGGCAUGCCAUCUCGGAGAAAGACCUCGAGGCAGUUGCUGCGUGGCAGGGGACCAAGUUGCGACAUGGGGAUAUAUUGCUCAUUCGGUCUGGCUUCGUCCACUGGUACAGAGAAGCUACCAGCGAGGAACGGCGAAAGGGCACGGUGGAAGGAUCGACCUGGGCUGGCGUCGAGGGCACCAAAGAGUCGGUGGAGUGGCUGUGGAAUCGGCAUUUUGCGGCCGUGGGAGGUGAUGCGAAUGUGUUCGAGGCAUGGCCAGCGAAGAACGAGAGGUGGCGAUUGCAUGACAACCUGAUUGCUUUGUUCGGCAUGCCCGUCGGAGAGAUGUUCGAUCUCGACGAACUUGCUGAGAACUGCCGGAGGCUGAACAAGUGGAGUUUCUUCUUCACCAGUGCGCCGCUGAACUUUCCCGGGGGCGUCGCGAGUCCGCCAAAUGCCAUAUGCAUAUUGUGA